Paramormyrops kingsleyae is the source of this 917-nucleotide messenger RNA. It is a transcript of the gene psme2, whose product is annotated as proteasome activator subunit 2. Gene Ontology annotation, biological process: positive regulation of endopeptidase activity; regulation of proteasomal protein catabolic process; regulation of G1/S transition of mitotic cell cycle. Gene Ontology annotation, cellular component: proteasome activator complex; nucleoplasm; cytoplasm. Gene Ontology annotation, molecular function: endopeptidase activator activity. The record is from RefSeq and is a predicted model, not a curated record. Lineage: Eukaryota; Metazoa; Chordata; Actinopteri; Osteoglossiformes; Mormyridae.
ACUUAAAAAGAGGAGGUUCUUUUAUGUUAAGGGGGAGGCGGGGAUUUAACUGCGAAAGCGAAAGUUUAAUUUGAGUGAACGGAAGAAAGACUGGGAGACGAACCGAUUCUCGCUCUAAUGUUAAAUUAUUGUCUUUAACGACCUAUAACUCAUUUACGUCGCUGCCACAAUGUCAAAAACCGCCGUUUUAAAAAUAACGAAGGCAAAUGCCAUCACGGUGGAAAACUUCAUGCGGUCCAUAUGCACACAGGCAGAGGACCUGUUUUCAAAUCGCAUUCCUGUGAAGAUCACACAGCUGGACAAAAUGCUCAAGGAGCCUGACUUCUGUAUCACUGACCUCGCUGCUCUCCACGCUCCUCUGGAAAUUCCUAUCCCUGACCCCCCCACACCAGAGGAGGAGGAAAUGGAAACUGAUAAGAAUGAGGAGGAUGAGAAGAAGAAGAAAAAAGCACCAAAGUGCGGCUACAUCCCAGGCAACGAGAAAAUGAUGAAGCUGCUGGACAAGGUGAAGCCUGAGAUCCGGGACCUGAAGGAGACCUGCAUCCUGGUCACCUGCUGGAUCCAGCACCUCAUUCCCAAGAUCGAAGACGGCAACGAUUUCGGUGUCGCGGUCCAGGAAAAAAUUCUGGAAAGAAUUGUGGCAAUAAAGACAAAGCUGGAGGGAUUUCAGACCAACAUCAACAAGUAUUUUACAGAACGAGGCGAUGGUGUAGGCAAAGCUUCCAAAGAAACGCAUGUGAUGGAUUACCGCUCACUGGUCCAUGAGAAAGACGAAGCCCUGUACUCGGAGAUCAGAGUCAUGCUCCUGGAUGUCCGUGGAUACUAUGCGGAACUCUAUGACAUCAUCAGCAAAAAUCUGGACAAAGUGACCAAUCCCAAAGGAGAGGAGAAGCCUUCCAUGUAUUAAGGAGGCAUGG